CAGCCCCCGGCCCCGACCCGGAGGGAUGUGGAGUGGCGGCGGCGGCAGUGGCGGAGACUGUGGCUUUAAGAGCGCGCCCGGAGCCCGGGAGCCAGCAGGGCGGCCCUCUGCUGCUGCGCACCCCCGCGGAGCCGAGCCCCGCGCUGGCCGGACGGGGCAGCUUGCUGCCGGGCUGCUGAGAACCAGCCCUAGACCUCUGCUUGAGGGUCCUUCCUCUGAAGACAUCACCAGUGUGUGGAGCGUGCCCCACACCCACCCCCUGCCAAACCACGGCCUUUACCUGUGUCUUCCGGUGUUUCCCGUGCGACCCAUCCUGUGGGAGUGCCUCGUGGGCCACUCCAGAGUUCACUCCACGCUCUACGGCGCCAAUGGUGAAGAUGACAAGAUCCAAGACUUUCCAGGCAUAUUUGCCUUCCUGCCACCGGACCUACAGCUGCAUUCACUGCAGAGCCCACUUGGCCAAUCAUGAUGAACUCAUUUCCAAGUCGUUCCAAGGAAGUCAAGGACGAGCAUACCUCUUUAACUCAGUAGUUAAUGUGGGCUGCGGGCCUGCAGAAGAGCGAGUGUUGCUAACAGGAUUGCAUGCAGUUGCAGACAUUUACUGUGAAAACUGCAAAACCACUCUGGGCUGGAAAUAUGAACAUGCCUUUGAAAGCAGCCAGAAAUAUAAAGAAGGCAAAUACAUCAUUGAGCUAGCACACAUGAUCAAGGACAAUGGCUGGGACUGAUUGGAGGGUAUCCACCUACCCCAGUGUCCACGUGAACGCCAUCCAACCAAACAUUCUACCCAAGCGUGAGAGAGUGACUGAACACUUGGUUCCAUCCAUUUAGGGGCCUUGCCAUCUGGGGCAUUCUCCCACCCUGAAGCCGUCUUUCUGGUGACCGGCCUCUAAAUCGCUGUCUCUCUGUCUCUUUGCUUUGUAUCUGUUUGUGAGUUGAUCCUGGCUUCUCUCUGUUCUAGUGUUGGCUGAAAACAAAACAACGAAAGGAACAGAUGCCUGACCACAUGGGGCAGCCCACCUUGAUAAGGGCCCUGGGGCUCAUUAAGAGCUGCUUGAUGGCCUCUUGUCAGGAGAGCAGUGGCACAGCACGGGGGUGCAAGGAAGAAGGAAAUGGGGAGCCGUGAGGGUCCCAGGGCUGGUCAGUGGACGGGACGUUAGAGGUAGGAACAAAAUUGUGCUGCUCCUGGAGUCCUGGUAACUUAGGCUUGAAAUAAUCGACUUGUCUAAAAGGACAAAGAAAAAAAAUACCUCAUGACUGCAUUCUCUCUGAUCAGAAGCUCUGUUCCUGAACCAGCUGUGUCCAGUUAGCAUGUGAGCACAAGAAUGCUCCCUAACUAGUGGGACAGGGGCCUGGUCCUCCUGGGUCCAGCUGGGGGUGUCCUGGCAGCAGAGAGUGCAAAGCCCAGAUGGUUUUGAUAACUCUGAUGCCUCAGUGCCCCUUCAGGUAAUCUUCUUUGCCUCUUCAGCCACUGUUGGUGAGAGGAUGGGAGACUGCCUUUUGCAAUGGGUGCAAGAUCCAAACAUCCCAAAGGCUUUGACCACCAACCAAGUAAAAUCAGUAAUUGAGGAGAACAGGGAACAAAGGGGGCUGUAGUUUGGGAGCUCCUACAGAAAUGGCUCAGAUAUUGGGCCAGAAAAAAAAAAAAAAGUAGAACCAGCUAGCAGUUCUGUCUGACCUUUUUUUCCUGACCCUUAAUAAGAGAAGAGCAUUGUGGCAAGGAAGGGGGUGGGGUGGGGAAAUGCUGGGAAUAGUUUAGAUUUGAGCCAUUACAGGUUAGUGUAUAUUUCCACUUUGGUAUGCAAUGGCUUCAGUGAGAUCAGCAAUUCUUUGUACAUAGAGUUUUGGUUGUUUUUCUCCAGUUCUAUCAUUGUAGAUUGUGGAAAACAAAGUCCCAAGGCUUUGAGCUUAGUGAUAACCCAGCCAGUAGAUUCCUCAUGCCCCUAGCUAUUCUCCUUGGACUUGAAUGCUUUGUGUGGAGAGAAAUUGUCAGAGUGGUCCAGCAGUGUGGAGGGCUUAGAUAUGAUGUCAAACAUCAAGUUAUAAAUUCUGAUAUUAGCCCCCACCUCCCAUCUCCCAAACCAAAGUUGAUUAUAUUAGGGAAGUGGGGAACAAAUCCCUAUAAGGCUCAUGAGAGAAAGGAGUUUGUUAUAGUUAACCAACACUAUGAAGUGUUUUCUACAACACUUCAGCCAGUACAUGGUGCAUGACCGAAACUCAUUUAACUGAGUUAAUUUUAUUGCUUAGACUGAAAAUGUAAUUAUUGUUAAGAUAUGUGCAGGUUAUGUUAGAGUAUCUCAUUCUUGAAAGGGGGCUGAUCCUAUAGAAAAAAUUCACCUAAAAAGUCACAAAAAGAAUGAGUUCAUAGAGGCAAGAAUCUAUAAAAUUGAAUAAUCAAGAUUCAAGCAGCCAACCCAGAACAUUUCCAGAAUUCAAACAAAUUCCUCUAGGGAGUGAUCCAUGGUGGAAAUGCUUUUUUCUGAUUCUGUGUGCUGAUUGCAGAAGGGGGACCCGAGGUAGGCGUGGUCAUGCCCUGGAGGUAGUGAACUGUGGGACUGACAGGAAACCAGGUGGCUCCAGGUUUAGCUGUAGACCACCUCUGUAAGACAAUUAAAAAAAAAAAAAAAAAAAAAAAAAGGAUUCUUAGAAAUUGAAUCUUGU
This is a messenger RNA of Herpailurus yagouaroundi (jaguarundi), 2661 nucleotides long. It is a transcript of the gene YPEL2, whose product is annotated as yippee like 2. The record is from RefSeq and is a predicted model, not a curated record. Lineage: Eukaryota; Metazoa; Chordata; Mammalia; Carnivora; Felidae. Bases 369 to 728 code for a protein of 119 amino acids. The transcript is spliced from 5 exons.